AUGAGUGAUAACGAAGGCAAUUAUACUUAUGAACUUUCUGAAGAACCUACGCCUCUUAAUCUUUUUGAAAACUAUACAUCUUUUAAACUUUCUGAAGAAUUUACAUCUUUUGAAUUUUCUGAAGAACCUACCUCUUCUUUAAAUUCAUCUUUUUUGGAUUCACACUUGAAAACACUCUCUAGUUGGAAUGAAAAAACUCAGGAAGAAGCUAAGGCUGAAUUAACAUAUCAAUUUGAAUUAUUAAUUGCUACAAAUUUAGAACAAAUAAUGGCAUCAAUAUUUGAAAUUUCAAAAAAUAAUGAAUUAGAAUAUUACUUGGAUCCUAUAUGA
This is a messenger RNA of Scutellospora calospora, 330 nucleotides long. The record is from the annotation of a GenBank genome assembly. NCBI's taxonomy places the organism in Eukaryota, Fungi, Glomeromycota, Glomeromycetes, Diversisporales, Gigasporaceae.